Olea europaea var. sylvestris is the source of this 407-nucleotide messenger RNA. RefSeq lists its product as uncharacterized. Lineage: Eukaryota; Viridiplantae; Streptophyta; Magnoliopsida; Lamiales; Oleaceae. The transcript is spliced from 2 exons. The record is from RefSeq and is a predicted model, not a curated record. The coding region runs from base 16 to 324 and encodes 102 amino acids.
UUAACAAGCAAGGAAAUGGCCGCCGUCGCUUCCGCCACUACUGCCCCCUCACUUAACAAAGCAGUCGAACUGGCCAUAAGCACCAGUGCGCCACCGGAGAAAUAUAUCCGAAAAGAAGGCCUUGGAGGCUCCGCCUCUGAGCUUCCAUAUCUUGAUAUUCCAGUUCUUGAUCUUAGUCUUCUGAAUUUUUCAACACCAGAAGCUGAAGAAGAACUCAAAAAACUAAGACUUGGUUUUAGCUCAUGUGGCUACUUUCAGGCAAUAAAUCAUUGGAUAGAUACAGGGGCGGAGCCAAGAAUUUUUUCCAGUGCAGGCACGAUUUAAUCAAGAUCGAACUUUGAAUUUUUGGGACCCAAAAAAUCCUUUGAGUUUGAGCCCUUAAAUUAUUGUAUUCGAUGUGCAUUCAA